Oxyura jamaicensis (ruddy duck) is the source of this 2756-nucleotide messenger RNA. It is a transcript of the gene PACSIN3, whose product is annotated as protein kinase C and casein kinase substrate in neurons 3. Gene Ontology annotation, cellular component: plasma membrane; cytoplasm; endosome. Gene Ontology annotation, biological process: cytoskeleton organization; plasma membrane tubulation; regulation of endocytosis. Gene Ontology annotation, molecular function: phospholipid binding; protein binding. The transcript has 11 exons. Lineage: Eukaryota; Metazoa; Chordata; Aves; Anseriformes; Anatidae. The record is from RefSeq and is a predicted model, not a curated record. Bases 243 to 1619 code for a protein of 458 amino acids.
CUAGUAGCUGGCAGGAGGGGGACACCCCAUCCCUGCUCUGGGGUUGGGAUGUGUCACAACAGGCAGCAUCCCUGCAAGGAGGCAGCACUGUCUAACUGCCUGUCUCUUUCUCUCCUCCAGUCUGUUGUAAGGAGUUUGAAGAGCUCGGGACAUACUUGCCAGCUUCCUGCUGCUCCCCUGUCAUCUCCCUCUCAGCUUAACUGAAAUCUGCAAAAAUUCCUUGCUGCAAGAAAACGGGGGUGAUGUCAACAGAAGAUGAUGCUGGCGGGGAGGCUCCUGGGGGCAGUUUCUGGGAGGCUGGGAACUACAGGCGGACAGUGAAGCGUGUGGAUGAUGGCUACCGGCUCUGCAAUGACUUGAUCUCCUGCUUCCAGGAGCGAGCCAAGAUAGAGAAGAACUACGCCCAGCAGCUAACAGAGUGGUCCCGUAAGUGGAGGACCAAUGUGGAGAAAGGUCCACAGUAUGGUACUCUGGAGAAGGCCUGGCAUGCUUUCCUGACAGCUGCAGACAGACUUAGUGAAAUCCACUUAGAUGUCCGGAACCACCUGGCUGGCGAAGAUUCGGAUAAGAUCAAGGCCUGGCAGAAGGAGGCCUACCACAAGCAGAUGAUUGGGGGCUUCAAGGAGACAAAGGAGGCAGAGGAUGGGUUCCGCAAGGCCCAGAAGCCCUGGGUGAAGAAGAUGAAAGAUGUAGAGACCUCUAAGAAAAACUACCACGCAGCCCGGAAGGAGGAGAAAACAGCCCAUACAAGGGAGAACCAUGCCAAGGCAGACUCCUCGGUCUCACAGGAACAGCUGCGCAAGUUGCAGGAGCGUGUAGAGAAGUGCACUCAGGAGGCUGAGAAGUGCAAGGAUCAAUACGAGAAGAUGUUAGAAGAGCUGAACCGCUACAAUCCCCGCUACAUGGAGGACAUGGAGCAAGUGUUUGAGGGCUGUCAAGAAGCAGAGCGCAAGCGAUUGUGCUUCUUUAAGGAGAUGUUCCUGAACCUGCACCAGCAUCUCAACCUCUCCACCAGUGAAAGCUUUCAAGCAUUGUAUCGAGAUCUCUACCAAGUCAUCAUGGCUGCGGACAACCAGGAAGACCUGAAGUGGUGGCGCAACACUCAUGGGCCAGGCAUGGCAAUGAAUUGGCCUCAGUUUGAGGAAUGGUCCCUGGAAACACAGCGGCCGAUCACCAAGAAGGAGAAGAGCGGUAAGAUGGCUGACGAUGUCACACUGACCAGCAUUUUGCCUGCACGGGAUGGUGUUCUCUCACAGACCCCUCUGCAGACAAGGCGAGGGUCUUCCUAUCAAGAGGAGCAGAACAGCUUCUAUGACAGCCUGAGGGCACCCACAUUUGUGAAUGGGGGAAAGGAAGACAUUUCGGAGUGGUCAGAUGAGGACACUCCAAAGAAGUGCCUGGAUGCCAACGGGCAUGAGGAGGACUUAAAGGUACCAGGUGUACGGGUACGAGCACUGUAUGAUUACACAGGACAGGAGGCUGAUGAGCUGAGCUUUAAAGCAGGUGAAGAAUUGAUGAAGAUUAGUGAGGAAGAUGAGCAGGGCUGGUGCAAGGGUCGACUUCUCAGUGGCCAGGUUGGACUCUAUCCUGCCAACUAUGUUGAGAAGGUUGGAUCAUGAUUGCUACUGCCCUGUUACUGUCUCACAGCCAUGCCAGCAUCUCUUGCAGAGGUCACUGGGUCACUGCUGGCUCCACUCCACCUUUGCAGUAUAUCCACCACCACCUGGACUCUGAGGGCAUGUAUUCCAUGUAACUAAUGCUUCAUUUUAAAUGCCUAGACCUGUAGGGAUUUUCUAAUAAAUAAACAAGGAUGAGUAAGACUUUUCUGACUGUGAGCACUAUAGGAAUGUAAAAGUGCAGAAGGGAACAGAUCCUCCUGACUUGCACUUGGUGAAGGGAGAUGCAUGACAUGUCCAACUCCUCACAACAAAGACUUCCUGGGCUUCAACACAUGUGCAUCCAUAGUGUGGUGGGGUCUGCCCUGCCCCCAGGCUUCCUGUUCAAGGAACUCGGGAUGUGCAGGGCUAUAGGGAACUUGUAGUAUUGCUUCCUCUUUUUUUGCUGAGCUGAGGCAGAAAUCUGUUUAUCCUCUCAAAUCUUUCAGAAAUCUUCAGUGUCCUUUACCUGCAGGCCUGUUGAUUCCUAUGGUAAGGCAGCUGAUAAAGUGAUACAACUUGAAAUAACUUCAAAGGCCUGGAUUUCCCUUCCUGCUGCCCUCUGAUCUAUUAGGAUAACACCAGGAAUACAUGGUAACGCAACUUAAGGACAGCAGAAAGGCUUCUAUCUUGCACGGUGUAGCUGUUCAUGCUAGCAAGGUGUGAACAGCACUGUCUGGUAGCAUACUGGGGCUAGCUUUCUUCUGGUCCUGAAUCUGUUUUGGGUGUACAUAUGCCCAGUUAAGUGCCAGUCAGCAGGAAAGACCUCCAACUUCUGUCCUGCCUUUCUGCCCUUCAAAGCCUCUGAGGCCAUUGAGACAAAGUAGGGUCCAGAUCUUAGUGCUUUGUGUAUUCAAACAGGAGCACUUGUCAAAGGUAUAUGACUGAUAGACAUGUUCCAUACAGAAUAAGCCCAAAAGCUUGAGGGAAAGCAGAAGGACAAGUACACAUUUAUGGUAUAAAACUGAAAAGGCUAAAAACUAGCUACUCUUUGCAUCUAGUUGAAGCUGUUGCUGAGAUGCACUGUGAGCUUGCACAAGCUUUCUGCAGUGAAUUUGUUCUGGGUUAGCACAUGAGGAACUUGGUUCAGUCAGACUCGAA